GUGACGAUGAAGUUUGGGCCUUUUUUGGAUUUUGUCUGCAUCCAUAUGGUCCAUAUAACCAACGAAAAGAAUCAUUUCCCUCCUCCUCCUCUUCCCGCCUUCGUGGCGCCACUACGAUAUUUUUUCAAAUCCCGCUCCAUUUUCCCGAGAAAAAGGAGCGAGAAACUGGAGAGGGAAAUAGGAAGAAAAAAGAAAAAAACGAGAGCCACGAAGCAGACGGAGAGAGAAACCGGAGAAAUGAUCGGCGAUAGCUCUUUUUCCAAAACCAUAUGCUCCAUCUGCUACGAAGAUCUCAAGCCAAUCGUCGAAGAUCUCCAAUCCAUCUCCAUUUGCGGCCACGUCUUCCACGAGCUCUGUUUACAACAGUGGUUUGAGUACUGUACGAAUUCUACAAAGAAGUACAAUUGUCCUGUUUGCAAGCAGCGUUGUGUAGGGCACAAUGCGACUCGUCUUUAUUUUCAAUCAGUUGGGGAUCAAUCCAAUUCGUUAUGCUCCCAAAAUUUGAUUGAUCGCGAAGAAGAUGCGGAGGCAUUACGUUGCGAAGUGAAGAGAUUGCUUGUGAAAGUAUCGGGGCUUAGUUCAGCCUUAGAGCGUAAAGAAAAGGAGCAUCAAGAAAUCAACGAAGAGUUGUGUCUUUGCAAGGAGCUGAUAAAGGAGGAAGCGGCGUUGAAGAGUGAAGCCUUAAGAGAAAAGGCAUUCAUUCAACAAAAGCUCAAUUCGAAGUCUGAGGAGCUUACUAUAUCGAAUUCGGAAUGUUCAAGGCUGGAGCAAAGGAAUAUGGCACUAGCCAAGGAACUCGCUGUACUUAAAUUGGUGUCGGAUCUGGACCUAGAGCAAGAUGAGAUUUUAAAGCUUGCCUCACUGGGUAAUGAAGCCAACAGCCAUGAUACAAUAGAUAAUCUUAUUCGAUCAUUGGCCAGCCAUAAAAAGAGCUACAAAGAAUUGAUGGCCAAGUGCAAUCUUCUUGGUAGAGGUGAAUCUCGUUUGCAGAAGAAACUUGAGAGAGCAAAAGAGAAGAUAGGCAAACUGAAAACAAGAAUCCAGGAACUGGAGACAUCUAUUGAAGUGAAAGAUAAUGAAGAUUUGAGGGCUCUUAAAGCUACAAAGAAGACUGAUCGAAGGGCUAUUGUAGAUGAUAAUUCUAAGACUUUGAUUGCCAAAAAUUCUUCAACAGAACAUCAGAUGCAACAACCCAUUUUACCUUUAAAUAACUUGGAUUUGAGUGGAAGAUCACCCAAAGAAUCAUCAUGUUUGAUGAAAGAAAACAUCCAUUUUGGUAGUCCUAUAGUUGCAAAUCAUACUAGAGAAGGUUCAAGUACUGUGGUUCUUGAUGAAGAGAGAAAUCCUUUAAUGGGUGAGAAUGCAUAUAGGCAUUCAAGUCCUGAUUUGAAAUGUCGAAAUGGUGAGAAUAUUGUUCAAGAGUCUGCUCCAUCAAUGUCAAAGGCAGUUUCUGAUGUUAAUGGAGAAGCUGCAGCCUGCAGGCCAGAUAGCCUGGUUGGAUUUUCAGGAUCAAGAACUUGUUCAAGUACUGAUAAGAGUGCCACUCUUGCUGCUGCAACAAAGCCCAUGUUCAACAUUAAAACAGAGACUUCAUCUUCACUUCCACUUUCUGAACAAGGGAAUAUUUGUUUCUCUGGUGGAUUGCUAGGUCCUGAUGGAACAAAGUGGCAUUUAGGAAAAUGGUGCAAGCGUGGCAAGAUGCUCGGAUCAAUGCCCACACAAGGUUUAACCAAAAGUAGUGGUGAUUUAAUUGCUGUUGGUGCUGAUGGGAGAGGUGGUAGAAUCAAAGUUAUGCGAUCUGUGAAUCAUUCAUUGGAUGAUAAGCAGAAUUCACUUAGUGCGAAGAGAUUAAAAUAUGGAGCUAAAACAAAUAGUUUGCAGUCUCAGGGGUGCUUGCAGAUAGAACACUUCUUUGGAAAGAGCCGUUUUUGAUUGAAAGUUGAAGGCACAGCCCAUGGGUUAACUGCCCUCUACACUCUAAUGAGGUGGCGCAGUGAUUAUAAUUUAUUUAAACAGCCGUGUAAAGUGGGGUGUCAAGUAACAUAUUUUGUCGGAUUCCUUUGGUGUAAACAUAACAGAGUUUGUUAAUUCAUUACUAGCAUUU
Theobroma umbraticum is the source of this 2104-nucleotide messenger RNA. RefSeq names its product RING/U-box superfamily protein. NCBI's taxonomy places the organism in Eukaryota, Viridiplantae, Streptophyta, Magnoliopsida, Malvales, Malvaceae. Gene Ontology annotation, molecular function: zinc ion binding. The record is from RefSeq and is a predicted model, not a curated record.